This is a messenger RNA of Mycena indigotica, 981 nucleotides long. RefSeq lists its product as uncharacterized. Lineage: Eukaryota; Fungi; Basidiomycota; Agaricomycetes; Agaricales; Mycenaceae. The transcript is spliced from 8 exons. Bases 1 to 981 code for a protein of 326 amino acids. The record is from RefSeq and is a predicted model, not a curated record.
AUGCCGCUUCAGAACGUCUCCGUCCCGUUCGCCAACCUGCUGGGGCUGACGCUCGGCGGGAUGAUCUACGGCGCCUACCUGAUCCUCUUCCUCUCGUCGAUCUACCUCUUCGUCAACGGGCGCUCAAUUGUCAUCGCCAGCAUUGCGCUGUUUGUGACCUCCACCAUCACGUGGGUCAUGACGGUCUACCGCAACUUCCGCGGUUGGAUCUUCUUCGAAGGCGGCACGGCCCCGGACGUCUUCUUCAACACGAAUGCGGACAUCUCGGAGACCGUGCAGGACGUCUUCCUCGCGCUUUCGCUCACGAUCGGCGAUUCGAUGAUUAUAUAUCGCCUCUGGGUUGUAUGGCGCAACCCGUACAUCAUUGCGUUGCCGGUCCUCUGCGUGCUUGGCUUAUUCAUUUCUCUGAUAAUAACGAUUGUGGAAACGACUCGGCUUAGUUUGAUCGCGCUGGACACCUGGAUCACUCCCACCACGGUCUUCAUCCUUGUCACCAACGUCUACUGCACCGCCUGUAUCGGAUACAAGAUCUUCGCAGUCGCCGCGGCCACCACAGGGCAUGUCGGGCACCGCAAGCUGACGCACUUCCUCGCCAUCUUUGUUGAAAGUGCUGCCGGCUACACCUCUUGGGCGCUCCUCUACACGAUCCUCCACCAGCUCGACCGCAACCUGCAGUUCGCGGUCCAGAACACGCUCCCCGCGAUGCUCGGCGCUGCGAAUGCGCUUAUUAACGCCCGCGUCGCGCUGGGCCGCGCCAUCGAGCUGCGCGACGGGGCGUACACCACCAGCGGCGCGGGCAGCGCCUCUGCGAAGGGCGGGAUCCCGCUGAGCAUUCGCUUCGGCCGGCAGGUGCAGGUCGGCGACACGGCCGGCACGCGUACAGCGGGGACGCGGAGCACGGAUGUGAAAACGCAUACGGUUGUGGAGGAGGGCAUGGUCCGGGAGUAUGAUGGGAGUGUUUCGAAGCCGGAGGCGUUUUGA